Messenger RNA from Eublepharis macularius, 5427 nucleotides. RefSeq names its product pleckstrin homology and RhoGEF domain containing G4B (gene PLEKHG4B). Gene Ontology annotation, molecular function: guanyl-nucleotide exchange factor activity. The coding region runs from base 1 to 5427 and encodes 1808 amino acids. Lineage: Eukaryota; Metazoa; Chordata; Lepidosauria; Squamata; Eublepharidae. The record is from RefSeq and is a predicted model, not a curated record. The transcript has 23 exons.
AUGGACCUGUUGUAUGGACUGGUCCAGAUUCAUGUUGACAAGGAAUAUCUUGACGGUUUCCUUACCGUUGGUCAGGAUUAUGACUGUGUCAUUGAUAAAGUCAUACCACAGACUGAUUCGGGAUCCCUUGACACCUAUAUCCAGAACACUCUUUCUUCGCUCUACCCGCCUUUUGAGGCCACUGCUGCUACUGUUCUCUGGCAGCUUUUCAGCAUUGUUGAAAAGUUCUACCAUGGAGAUGGUCUCAGAUGUCUAAUUGAUUUCCUUGUCCCUGCCAAGAGAGUCUUGCAGUGCAUCCAGCGGGAAACCUGUGACAAUUAUACUGGCCUGAUUUUCUACCACGAAGGAUGGCCAUUGUGCAUACAUGAGAAGGUCAUAGUACAGCUGGCCUCUCUCCGCAAAGUCCGUUUAAAACCAGGAGACUUUUACUUCCAAAUUGUGCCAGUGGGAAAGCAGUCAGCCAACCUAGUGUUAAAAUGCCUCUCCAGACAUGGGAAAGGAAUGGAAGAAGUCCUUGUACCUGAAACCAUGUACGGAUAUAUUUUCACAGCAGAAUUUUUGGAAAAUGUGAAUUGUGAACGAAAUGGCUGCCCCUUGCAGAGCUGCCUGCUGACCGCUGGACCAGCCGCCUACAGGACUCCUUGGAAGAAUAUUGUGAAUCCCAUCUUUAUUCCUACAGCUGAAACAAUCCUGCAAAAAUAUUCCAGUAAUUCUCUGCUUGAAAAGUUAAUCCUCGGCCAUCCUGAUGCUAAAGCCAUGGCACAGACCCCAGAAAGCAGCAGCUCCUGUGAGAGUUCCACGUCGAAUGACACUGGUUCUACCGUGGCAGAGGCACCACUGGCAGAAAAUCACGGGGACCAAAGCAAUAACCAUUCUGCUGUAUGCCAUGGCCCUGAAAACCAGAUGGGAGCAGAAAGCUCAGAAGCCUCCGCUGAGGAUGGGAAAGUUGCUGAUGCAAGCCCCAGAGCACUUCCUGAAGGAUGCCCAGAUGUGGAUCCCAUUUUCGGGCAAGCCACCAGGGAACCUGAGAAGACAUUUGAAUCGGCACAAGACUUUCUGAAGGACAAUGCAUCAACCCCUCUGCAAGCGAAAAGGAAGGGCGCUAGAAGCAUAACUUUUGGUACAGACUUGAGCAGCCCGCGUCAAAGAGGGCGGGACUCUGUGUAUUUUGAAACAAAACGUUUGUUUAGAAAGUCGUACAUAGAAGCUUUGCAAAACCCAAUGAACUUGGGUUCCAGUUCUGAGGAAUCAAUUGUGGAAGAAGAACUUUCAGGGCAUGUAAUGGAUUCAAGAGAGACGGGCAAUGCUUCCAGGGUUGCCGAGAACAAAGUAUGUGGGAAUUGUGUUGAGCAAGGGAGCUUCUCAGGCAAAGUAUUAUCAAGAAGGGAGGAACUAAAAGAGGGCUUUAGAUUUGGGGAGCAUUCCCAAGCACCAGAAAAACUGUUUGUACCUCAUGAAACUUCUUCCGUGGCAGGUUGCAGGUUGGAUUCAAGAAGAUCUCGGUCUUUAGAUAGGCCACUUAAGAGUUCACGAAGUAAAGAUCGCAAGCCCGGAAUUUCCUCAGAUGGAAUGUUUGGUGCAAAUCCCAAAAAGCUCUUAAAUGGACAUUCGGUAAGGCUGGAGAAAUUGGAUUCACGUUUCCAUGAAUGCACUUCUUCAGAAAAUCAAAAAUCCAGCAAAGAAGAUGAAGACCCAGCAAGAGACUCCAGAAUCGGUUUUCAAAGUUGCGAGUCUAAUGUAAAUGUGCCACCUCUACUGCUUCGACAUGAGAAUGAACUCUCAGCAAAUACUGGGGAUCGUGACUGUACAUUUCCAAGCCAGUUGUCUGAACUGAAUCAAGAAUUACUGCAGUCGGGAAUAAUAACGCUGUGUGGAAACAGGGACCGUGGUGGAAGAGCUGUUGUGCAGGUCUGCAUUAAAAAUGGUGUGUGGUUAAGUGAGCUUUCCAGAAUCCAGGAGCUUACUCGACUUCUGAUCUAUUUCCACAACAUCCCCAGAAAGGAGGUCCGCGCUUUGGGACUGCUCGUUUUAGUGGACGCUCGCAAAAGUCAGAAUGUACCUACCUUUUUCAAAGCCUUGGCAGCUUUGCAGGGUGCAGUUCCUCACUCCAUUCACAGUGCCCUGAUACUGACUGAUAAGGAAUCUACUUUUAAGCCUGACAAAGAGAUUGCUUUUCAGUGUGAAGUUCUCACAUCUCUGAAGGCCUUACUUAGGUACAUUGACUGCACCCAGUUGACAGCCGAGUUUGAUGGGACUUUCCCCUACAAUCACAAUGACUGGAUACGUUUCCGAAGGAAACUUGAGCCAUUCAUUACCAACUGCCAAGAGGCUGUGGUUUUCUUACAGUAUUCUGUGUGUUCACUCAACAGUACCCAAACUCCAGUCACUGCACAGGAAGUGAAUGAUUUAAUCCAGAAGCACAAGACAAUGAUGAAACUGGUUUUGGAAGAAGAAUUGUUGGUGACCUUAAGACUUGAGGGUGGGACAAUCUUGGCAAGACUUAGAAAAGAGGAAUUCUGCAGUACAGAAGAUUAUCGAGAUGCUAUGGAAACUGCUACGAGGCUAUAUAAUCAGGUAGACGAGGAAGUCCAUAGGCUGGUCCUGUUGUCUAAUAAGUGCUUGCAACAACUGGAAAAUUUCUUGGCAGUGAGAAAAUUUGAAGAAGGCUGUGAUCAGAUAAAAGUUUGGUUUGAAAACGAGAGAGAGAAAUAUCUUGGCCCUUUGGAUCAAGAAAAGCUUUCACUUGAAAAUGUGCAACGGAAACAGGAAGAAUUCCAAGCUUUCCAUGAAAAAGCAGUGCAGUAUUCCCAGAAAGGGCUACAGCUCAUAAAAGAGAAUUCUACAUUGAACUCUGAAGAAGAAUUUCAAGCCUUCAGCAAGUAUCUGAAUAACAUCACCGUUCAAACAGAGAAGCGGAGGAGGGAACUAGAGAAGCUGGGAAAGUUAUAUGAAUUUUAUGAAACGGCUCACAACUGGAUGGUUCAUUGUAAUGAGUAUCUUGAGCAUCUUUCAAUAGAAGACAAAUAUUCCCAAUCAGCAAUUCAGUGUUUGCAAAGUUACCACCAAGAAGCUACGAAGGUUUCUGCAGAAAACUUUCAGAAAGUCAAUGAGGUUAUCAUUGCCCUAGGAAGCAAAGAGGAACUAAAGCAGUGGAAUAUCUUAUGGCUGAAAUGUCAGCAGGCCAAGCACCACUUAGAAGAGGUCCUUUCUGAAGCAACUAAAGGUUCCAACAAAGAAGAAACCAGCUGUACGGCCAAGAAGACUAGCCAAAGGGUUAACCAUACACUGGAAAGCAAAUCUGGAACUCAGCACUGUGGUGCCACUAGCACUGAUGAUAGCAUCUGGGAUACUCUCUGUACAUUUCAGCAGGGCAGCCUACCAGUAGUCAUACCUCCUUCUGUCUACCAGAGAGAAACCAUUCAAAGCACAGAUGUGUUUUCUCCUGUUAAUCCUUCCCAGUCACAAGCACAUACAUCACUGUUGGGUAGGCUUCAAAGGACUAACCGUGUUUCAGAGGAUUUGGACAACAUCUCCACCUGCUGUUCAGAGCCAAUCCAAACUCCCACCACCCGCCACAGGAAACACCCACUAAAAAAGAUCAUGAAGAAGACGCAGAGUUUUGAACUGGCCCGACAUGAGAGCAGCCACUGUGAACUUCAUCACCCAGGAUACACUGGAGUUUACAUCAAAGGACUGGAAGUAGUCAGUAAUAUUGCUGCAGAGAAGAGACACACCCAGCGCUCCGCUAUUAAGAGCCCUUUGGUUGGUAGAAAUCGGAGCUUAUCCUCUCCGUCAAGAAUUCACCACAUGGCAGAAGAAGAAGAAGAAGAAGAAGAAGAAGAGAGAAAAAGUGCAGGAAGUAGCAAAGUGCACCAUAUAAUGGAUGAGAUGAUCACAACCGAAAGGGAAUAUGUCAGAUCCUUAGGAUAUAUUAUCAUCAGUUAUUUUCCAGAAAUGGAAAGGAUCGACUUACCUCAGGACUUGAGAGGGAAAAGAAACAUCAUCUUUGGGAAUCUGGAAAAACUCUAUGAUUUCCAUUGUCAUUAUUUUCUGAAAGAGCUGGAACGUUGUACUGAUUACCCACUGCGGGUCAGUCACUCUUUUCUCAGACACGAAGAACAGUUUGGGAUGUACGCAUUAUACAGCAAGAACAAGCCGCAGUCGGACGCUUUACUUAUAAGCCAUGGAAAUGCCUUCUUCAAAAAUAAGCAACAAGAACUGGGUGAUAAAAUGGACCUGGCUUCUUAUCUGCUGAAACCUAUCCAGAGAAUGAGCAAAUACGCGCUCCUUUUGAAGGACAUGAUUAAGGAGUGCUCAGCAGCACAAGAACAAGAGCUCAGCGCCCUCCGUGCGGCCGAAGAAAUGGUCAAGUUCCAGCUUCGCCAUGGGAAUGAUUUGCUUGCCAUGGAUGCCAUCAGAGGAUGUGAUGUCAAUCUGAAAGAACAGGGACAACUGAGGUGUCAAGAUGAGUUUCUCGUGUGCUGUGGCAGAAAGAAGUAUCUCAGGCAUGUCUUUCUUUUUGAAGACCUCAUCUUGUUCAGCAAAACGAAAAAGAUUGAUGGAGGAUAUGACAUUUAUACGUACAAACAGUCGUUCAAGACAGCUGAGAUCGGCAUGACCGAGAAUGUUGGGGAAAGCGGCCUGCGAUUUGAAAUCUGGUUCCGGAGGAGAAGGAAAUCCCAGGACACCUACAUCCUUCAAGCAAACUCAGCGGACACGAAGAUUGCAUGGACUGAUAUCAUUGGCAGGAUUCUUUGGAGGCAAGCACUGAGGAAUCGAGAACUCCGAAUGCAAGAAAUGGUGUCCAUGGGCAUAGGGAACAAACCGUUCAUGGAUAUCAAGCCCAGUGAUGCAGCUAUAAGUGACAGAGCAAUUGACUACAUCAUGAAAGGGACAGAGUCAAGAACUCGUGCCUCAAUUGCCGUAUCUUCGUUUGACCACUCCACGCCAUUUAAGAGGCCCCACUCCACGAUCUCCAACAGCAGCACGUCGUCCUCGAGCAGUCAGUCGUCUUCUUCUAUCCUGGGCUCACUAAAUCUGCACACAUAUUCAGCGCCAACUCAUUCUGGUUUAGUUGGGCCACCCUUCUAUCACUGGUCGUAUGACGUCAGAACCUGCAUUGAGGAAGAUGAGCUGGAACAGGAAACUGGAAGCCAGCCCUCCAUGAUUACCGAGAGUUCUGAAUCGUCCCAGGGCACAUCAGGUGAAAGCCUGAGUGGCUUCAGCAGCCCUGCCCAGACCGGGCUCUCCUUGCUUCCUGCAGAGGCAUUUCUGGAUGAAGAAGGCCUCCCCAGCCCUGGCUCCAGGCCUCCAUCGCAAUGCACGUCGCCUGCCCUCUCGGAGAAGAAUCCCAGGCCAAAGGGCAGCAUUCAGGAUAUCACAGCUAAUAAAACCUCUCAUAUUUUAGGCCUUUCAACAAUGGUUUGA